Molecule: messenger RNA, 502 nt
Organism: Xiphias gladius (swordfish)
Lineage: Eukaryota; Metazoa; Chordata; Actinopteri; Istiophoriformes; Xiphiidae
Gene: nppal
Product: natriuretic peptide A-like
Exons: 3
Coding region: 22-414 (130 amino acids)
Cellular component (GO): extracellular region
Molecular function (GO): hormone activity; hormone receptor binding
Source: RefSeq, a predicted model, not a curated record
ACUGAGAAAAGUCAAAAGAAAAUGAGCCCAAAUGUCUCCGUUUGCUGUCUAUCUCUGCUUUUACUGCUUAAUUUCGUUGGAGCCAAGCCCGUUUCUGAUCUCCAGAGUUUGAAGCAGCUUCUAGAAGAGGAGCUCAACACCGCGCCACAUUACUCCUCGGAGGAGAUGGAGGUGGAGGGAAAAGAUGGAAACACAGAAAAGUCGGAGUUUGGAGCUCCACAGGAGAGCCGGUGGGACUCCUCCGACCCGAACAACUCGCCACUGGCGGUUAAAGAAAACAUCCUCGCGCGUCUCUUCAAAGACCUCAUGAGGACCUCCAAGCGCUCGUGGAGCCGGUACAAGAAGGGCGGGCUGAGGAGCUGCUUCGGUGUCCGGUUAGAGAGAAUCGGCUCCUUCAGCGGGCUGGGAUGCUGAAGGCGUGGGUAAGUCUGCAGAUCAGUGCGACCAUAACCAACACCGGAGCUCACCUGACACGCACAAAGCUGUGGCUGACACUUGAAAG